Messenger RNA from Entrophospora sp. SA101, 2466 nucleotides. Lineage: Eukaryota; Fungi; Glomeromycota; Glomeromycetes; Entrophosporales; Entrophosporaceae. The record is from the annotation of a GenBank genome assembly.
AUGCCUGAUAUUAACGAAGAUAAUGAUGCGACGCCUAUAAACACUUCUCGUCCUUUUACCAUAUAUAACUCUCUUAAAAACGAUGAUUUGUCAUCUUCUUGCCCUCAAUAUAAUAAUAAGGCAGAAUAUUUAGAAGGGGCAAUCCAAUCAUCUGGAGAUUCAACAUUACCAACAUGUGGACAUCCUAAACACGACGAAUAUGCCAAAGUUGUUGGUAAGAUUUAUAAAGGUCAUCCUAAAAAAACAACAACUAAAUUUAUUGGAUUGCCAAAAAGAUUAGAAGCAUGUUUGAAUAUUGAUAGGGGAACUUUGAUGUGCACAAGAUGCAUCCUUCAAACUGAUAAAGAUUCUGAGAAAACUAGUGAUAGAGUUGAAGAAGCUGCAUAUGUAGAAGAGGAUAUAUUAAAUGGUAUUAUAAGAAAUCAUAGUAAUUAUCAUAGAUUUAGUAUUGGUGAAGAUGAUACUGUAAUUGGUUUUGAUGAUAAUGAACUUCUUUUGGAAGAAAAAAAUUAUCGUUCAGACAUAAGCGAUCUCGAUCCACUCGAAAACUCUCCAAUUCCUAUGGUUGCUGCGGCCGUUAGUACAAAAGAUGAUCCAACACUACAACCAAUAACGUUUCGUUUUUGGGCUCUUAGUACGUUUUUCACGAUUCUUGGUGCAGCGAUAUCCCAGUUUUACUACUUUCGUUCAAACGGUGGUACUUACUCCGUAUUCUUCGUAUUGUUGGUAUCUCAUGUUUUUGGUAAAUGGAUGGCUGAUGUUUUACCAACAAAACAAUACCAAAUAUUUAAAUGGAAAUUUUCGCUCAAUCCUGGUCCAUUCAAUAUAAAGGAACAUGUUUGUAUAGCAGUAGCUUCUGCUGCAGGAGGUGGUACAGCAUAUGGAACAGAUAUUAUUGCUAUACAACAAUUAUUUUAUGGUGAAAAUGCUAAUUUUUUAAUGGGAAUCUCGCUAUUAUUGAGCACUCAGAUGAUUGGUUAUGGGUUAGCAGGAUUUUUAAGAAAAUUUCUUGUUCGUCCAGCUAAUAUGUUGUGGCCAUCAAAUUUGGUAUUUGCCAGUCUAUUCACAACAUUACAUGGAAACGCCAAGGACACAAGAGACAAAUUAAGAUUCUUUUAUAUAGCUUUCACCCUAGUAUUCAUUUGGCAAUUUCUUCCACAGUACAUGUUCACAUUGCUUACCAGUAUAUCUGUGUUGUGCUUAAUCGUACCGAUGAAUGAAAAUAUAGUCAGAUUUGGUAGUGGGUAUCGAGGAUUAGGCUUUUUGACUUUUUCGUUAGAUUGGAAUUCUAUUGGACAAUCGGGUCCUUUAUACACUCCCUGGUGGGCACAGAUUAAUUAUUUUGCUGGUGUAUUAUUAAGUGCGUGGGUCAUUACUCCAUUAUUGUGGUAUUAUAAUGUAUUGGAUGCACGAAGAUUUCCAUUAUUGGCAACAUACUCUUUAAAUAAAAAUGGGGAAAGAUAUAAUCAAACAGCAAUAUUAAAUCAAGAAGAUAAUUCUUUAAAUGAAGAGGCUUAUAACUCUUAUGGACCUGUGUUUUUGAGUCUCACAUUUGCCUUUGGAUAUCUCUAUUCUUUUAUAGGUUUCUCAUCAGCUAUUAGUCAUGUUAUGUUAUUUUAUGGAAAUGAGAUUUGGAGUAGGUUCAGGGCUAGUAGGCAUGAGGGUGAUGAUAUUCAUUAUAGAAUGUUGAAGAGGUAUGAAGAUAUACCAAAUUUAUGGUAUGCUUCUAUAUUUGUAACGAUGUUGUCAAUUGCAAUCACGCUUUGUUACGUGUCUGGAUCAGAUUUGCCGUGGUGGGGACUGUUAUUAGCUGUAGCCCUUGCUUGUGUUAUAGUACUACCAAUAGGAGUAAUUCAGGCAAUAUCAAAUAAUCAAGUUGGUCUUAAUGUUAUAUCUGAAAUGAUUUGCGGGUACAUAUUUCCGGGAAGACCAAUUGCCAAUCUUAUUUUGGAUGCAAAACGUAUGUUUUUGGAUGGCACUUCUCGUGAUCCGACUGGUCAAUGGACCGGUUAUCGAUCUCAAGUUUUUAAUACUGCUUCGAUUGUGUGGGGGUUAGUUGGACCUGCUAGAACUUUUGGAAAUGACUCAAUGUAUCAUUUUCUGUUAUGGGGUUUCCCAAUAGGAUUUCUAUUACCAUUUCCAAUCUACUUUCUACAUAAAAAAUUUCCAAAUGCAAAAUUUCAUCUAAUCACUUUACCUUUGAUUUCUCAUGGUAUGAGUGCAAUACCUGGUACAUAUACCAAUUUCAUAACUAUGGGGCUUAUAGCUAGUUUCUUGAGUCAAUUUUGGGCUUAUAGGUAUCAUCAUAAGUGGUGGGCAAAAUAUAAUUACGUAUUAUCAGCUUCAUUGGAUAGUGGAUCACAAAUUGUUACAAUGGUGAUUUUCUUUUUAUUAAGUGGUGUGCUUAAUGUAAGUAUCCAGUCAGUCGCCAAUAUCAUUAGUCCAACUUGGAUCACAUCAUGCUAA